Molecule: messenger RNA, 2739 nt
Organism: Peronospora farinosa
Lineage: Eukaryota; Oomycota; Peronosporomycetes; Peronosporales; Peronosporaceae
Source: the annotation of a GenBank genome assembly
AUGGAAAAGAAACAGCAACUCGUACGACUCGAGUCGACAAGUUUUGAGACAUUACAGGGUCACGUGCCUUUUACACUCAAAGAAAUUGUCAAAGAUUCGAAUAAAUUACCGUAUUUAUUGCAAUGGCUGGCAAAAACCAAGAAAAAUUCCUUACAUGGUGAAAACAAUAAUAAUUAUCAUCAAGUACUGCUCUUUCUUAUGGAAAUUGAGCAGCUACAGACUCUGGAGGAAAGUAAACAACGGGAACAGGCACAUAAAAUUUGGCUGAAAUAUAUUGACAAAACAUCUGAAUUUGAAAUUUCUACGACACUGGAACUCACAUUGGAGCUUGAGCAACUGGUAAAGGACACUAUUGACACGAGUGAUCAAGUAAAUGACAGCUUCUUUCCUAUUCAAAAGCUGGCAUAUAUGCGGCUGACACGAGAGGAGAUGCCACAGUUUCUCAAAAGUGAUGAGUAUCUCAAAAUGCUCAUUGGCACGGAAGAUGGCACAAGGAGAAUCUCGUUGAAGAAAAUACUACAGCAACCACGAGCAGCGCACUACUUUUUGCUCUUCCUUAUGCAAAGCCGUCAGCAUUUUGAACUCUACUUUUGGCUACAUGUGGAAUACGUGCUAAAACCUUUACUAGAAGAAGCAAACCACGAGCUGUUUUGGCAACUGGCAAGCGUGCUGGUGGACAAGGCACAGGAUGGUUCACACGCCAUCACACUUGCGACCAAGACUGAUUUGUACCUGGCGGUUGCUAGUCGUCGCCUCAACGAAAAACAUCAACCUAUGCAACCUGUCGCCAUAACGUUGUUUAACAAGGCACAGCUAGAGAUAUUCACCAUGCUACAGUCAUCGUGGUUCGACCGGUUUAUCAAGAGCGACCUGUACAAGGUAGCGCUUCAGGACUCGCUUAUUCACUUUGACCUUGUCGAAAAGUCCAGAGAUGACUCAUCUCUAAAGCUUUUGUCUAGGGCCUUCUCUUCUGCAGAAUACUCAAGGGUACACAUUAACGCUAACGGAUCUGGCUCAUCCGUGAAUAGUGAGGAAAAUGACGAGGACAAGAUAAGACAAGAGGAUGACGAGAAGGUCGUCGACGGCAAGCCGCAUACAACCGAUAUCUUGGAACGCAUGAGUGCGAACGAUAGCGAAGAAAAAAGUCGAAGCGAUUCGGAGGAAAGUGAUGGUGCUUUUGCUAAAAUUGUCUUGAAUCUUGAGAGCAUCAUUCGGCUGACGAAGCUACCCGACGGCCUCCAAGUACACUAUCGACCAAAUUACGAGUCGCCAAAUGCAAGCGCAUCCGUUCCUAAGGAUGAUGACUGUGGUAUCGAUGUCAUUCUGACUUUCGCGACAUUUGUGGAGAAACAGGAGAUGGAAGAUGCUGCUGCCACCUUGAUGCUCAUGCCUGUUCCAAAUCCACACAAGGAUACAAACAGUAGUGACGAGUCGUUUGAAGACAUAUCAAGACGAAUCAAACCUUUCCUCGUGCCAAGCGAUCGAACCCUCAUCAGGCGGUCAGGAGGCGAAAAAUGCCCCGCUGAUAUGUUAUUUCCUUUCCAGCAAAGCGGCCGGAACGGAUUCUUGUUUGGAUCGGUCUACUUGACAUACGAACCUAUGCACGUGGGAUCAUCUGACGAGGAAAUUUAUGUUGCCAAGGGCUUUUGCCUGCUCUCUCAUCUACCGCUCGUGAAGUCGCUGAGAAGUCUGGUGGAAGAACACGUGCAAAGUGCGCCAGACAAAUCUAGUGUUCUUGCACAUGAUCGCUUGGCAUUGUUGUUCCAAAGCAGCCUCACUUGGAAAAGAACGACUAUUACUAGUGCUAAUACUCACACGUAUGUGCACCCGGAAAUGCGUCUGGUGCAUCAGAAACGCAGCAGUAUUCUGAGCCUGCCUUUGACUACGCUAAAGACUCAGGUGGACGUCCCAAUGACGAUUCUUUUUGAACAAUUUGGUACCUCCAUGGUACUCCAAAUUCUUGCCAGUGCCGUGCUUGAGUGCAGCAUUGUGGUAGUUGCAAGUCAGUACUCGCUGCUGACAAUGUGCGCCGAGGCUAUCCGCAACUUGCUUCGACCAUUUGUGUGGUGUCAUGUAUAUGCGCCCGUGUUGCCAAAGCCAUUGCUCUCUUACCUGCAGUGUCCGACGCCAAUUCUCGUCGGCGUGCACAGCACGUUUGUGCUGCGAUCAGACCUGCCAACUCGUGGCUUGUAUCUUGUUGCUGACGUAGAUCGCAAGGUUUUGCAAUACGUUGGUGAUCAAUCGAUUUCUUGGCGAGGGCUGGGUCUGCGGGAUGAUACAAAAGCGAACACGAUUUAUCUGCCUCGAUGCUUCGAAGCUGCUAAAAACGAGCUAGACAGGCUGUUGUAUCCAAGAGCGUUGCUAUACGAUUCAAUUGGUGGAUGUGACACAACGCCGCUCGCAGAAAACAGUUCCUUUGCUUAUGCAUCUCCUCCAGUGAUGGAAGCCGAACAAGACGAACAGGUGCGCGGUAUCUGCUUCGAUCUAUUCUCAGAGCUGUUGAGUGGUCACAUGAACGCCUGCCUUGUGGUGGGUGACACAAAGGAGUCCGUGGUCAUCUUUGACGAGACUGAGUUUCUUGCUACUCGUGCCGAAGAAGACUUGCUUUAUUACCGUGCGCUGUUGCGUACUCAGUGCUUCUCAGAAAUCGUCAGCGCACACCGGAUUAAUAUGAGCUCAAAAAUGACAGGUGUAGAAGGCUUGGAAGCAGAUGAAGACCUGCAGGAAGGAAUCAUUUAG